UGUGGUCUGAACCUCUGAACCCCAUCCACCCAGCCUCUCACACCAUCAGGCACAGCGAGCACCGGGUCGCCUCUUCCCACAUCCUCCAGUCCACAUCCAACGCCUUCUCGCAACAACCAGUCCCUGCAUCUGUCAUCUACACUCUCGAAAUUCUCGCCUCGCAGCUAAAGAAGCCACAAUCGCUGUGCUGCCCACGCAUUCGCUGCCUGCAUCCUCGCAACCUCGGAGUCUGGCCGCGGCUGAGGCAUUUGGGUGGACGGACUUAUUCGCCGCUCGUCCAUCAACCCGCCGAAACGCGCAGUCGGCCGCUUCGAGAGCCUUCAAUUACCUCUGGCGUUGAAUACGCCGGCCUUAAAUACCUCCUGGCGAAUACCUUCAGUCACCUCUCGGCCCUUAAACGCGAUACUUGGCCAUUGAAACCGCGCCAACGCCCUCCCAUCUGACCUCCGCCCCCUCUCCUUGUCUUGUGCCUACCUCGUGCUCCGUGGAGGCAAGCCAAGAUGAGGGAAGCCAACUUCAGCAUACCCAAUGUCAACAAGGCAUCCGUGGGCAUCACCACGGCCUUGUAUGACCGGCGAGCUCUCGACUGCACGUCGACCCUGCCGCUGAUCAAUUCGCUGAAUCACCUGGCCUAUCUCACCACCUCCUCGGCUAGAAUCCGCGACAUUCUCACCGUCGAUGGCGGUAUCGAGAGAUUGGUCUGCAUCCUGAAAGAGGGGCGCAGCAAAGACAUGAUGGACAUGUGGAAGUGGAACCUGGCCUUCCAGUGCGUGGUCAACAUAGGAGUUAGGGGCACAGAGGCGGUCCGGACCCGCGUCGUCGAGGCCGACAUGGUCCCCGUGAUUGCCACCAUCCUCGACAACUACAUCAAGGUCAUCGAGAAGGUGCGCGAGAAAGCAGAGGAGGCCAAGCAAAAGUCGGACCAUCACCGCCACAGAAUCGGCGGCAGCAGCCGCGUGCACAAGUCGUCCAGCUUCUCGUCCAGGUCCGGGAACCUCGACGUGGAUCAGCGAACGUUCCGCAGGCAGGCUCCGCCACCAUCCAUCGAUGUGUCCGCCGCGCUCGCCGGGCCGUCUACGUCAGCAGUCAAUUCCAAUGCAGACCCGACGCCCACCGCCCCUCAAUUCCAAGUGACGCCGCCGGCCGACAGGACUCCAUUGACUGCCCACCGAGCCCUCCACCAUCAUCACGCUCUCGUAUCUCCUAGCCCUCACACUGCGCCACCCCUCGCGCCCGUCGUGCCAUCUAUGGAUGCGGCCGAUGGCUUCGUCAGGCCUAUGCGGGACGCCGAUCGUCUCGGCGGCAUCCUGCCGUUCCCUCGGGUAGCGAUGACCUCGCAGCCAGCAUCCCCGACAACGCCCCUUCCGCCACCGCAACUCCGAUCCCCUACUGUGCGACCGGCCUCGAUUCUUACUGCGAGCGCCCGCUCUCGAAGGCGGCCAUCCAUCCGUCCUCAGCAUUCGACCGCCGCCGAGUCGGACGACAUGAAUGCCGACAGCAUUACCUCGGAAGACUCGCCCGAUACUGAGAUGGCGGGAAACGCAGAGAUGCAAGCAGAGGUCGGUGUGCAAGAGAUUACGGUGGAAGAUGGCGACAGCGUCAUGGCCGGCGGGGCCAUCGAACUCACCACCCCAACGGCCUCGGAAACCCAGGAUGCCGGGGCCUUCAACAUUACCCACCAAGGCCCCGUCGACGGCAGCGUUGCUACCAACAACGCGCCGACGCCCGUCCCGGCAAUGGGCCUGUCCCCGAACCGGCCUACUCUGGUGAGCCCGCCGCAGCCGGCCCUGCCCAACGCCAGCGUCCCGCGCUACCUGUUGGAUCGCCAAGUCAGCCCGAACCCGCAGAUGCUCGCCGCCAUGCCGAGGGAAGAAGACGUCUUGAUGUCACUCCAACUUCUGGCGUAUGUCUCCAAGUACUGCAACCUCAGGAAGUAUUUCCAACGGAGCCACCUCGUCCCCAAGCUCAAGAUCGGCAAGGAGAUCCAGCUUCUCGACGGCGUCGACCCUGCCGCACUCGAGGGCGAAUUGGGGGAGGAGAACGAGGCUGCCGAGGAGGAAUACUGUCUUCCUAACGACCUGAACAUCUUCCCGCUCGUGGAGAAGUUCACGGUUAGGUACCACAGCACCGACAUGCAAUACUGGGCCGGGGUGGUUAUGAGGAACCUGUGCCGCAAGGACGACACACGAGGGGGGAUCCGGCAGUGCGCCUACUACCAGUGCGGCAAGUGGGAGGAGUUUACGCGACAAUUCGCCAAGUGCCGCCGCUGCCGACGGACGAAGUACUGCAGCAAGGAAUGCCAGAAGAGCGCAUGGGCAUUCCACCGCCACUGGUGCAUCGCUGCGACGCAAUGACGGGGCAGACUCCGUUUGGGCAGUUGGGAAAAUGACGGUCGAUUCGACGCUAUUGAUACCCCCCGGUUCGUUUGCUCCUUCACCACCCCGCCGGGAUACAAUCGAGUCAUUCUGGCAUGGCGUUAUUCCAUAAUGUCUACUUGGCAUGGCGAAAACUUUCUAGCGGCU
Molecule: messenger RNA, 2522 nt
Organism: Thermothielavioides terrestris NRRL 8126
Lineage: Eukaryota; Fungi; Ascomycota; Sordariomycetes; Sordariales; Chaetomiaceae
Exons: 2
Coding region: 501-2354 (617 amino acids)
Biological process (GO): establishment or maintenance of cell polarity; ubiquitin-dependent protein catabolic process
Cellular component (GO): MUB1-RAD6-UBR2 ubiquitin ligase complex
Source: RefSeq, a predicted model, not a curated record